Messenger RNA from Chionomys nivalis (European snow vole), 5382 nucleotides. RefSeq names its product chromobox 6 (gene Cbx6). The transcript is spliced from 5 exons. The coding region runs from base 119 to 1360 and encodes 413 amino acids. The record is from RefSeq and is a predicted model, not a curated record. NCBI's taxonomy places the organism in Eukaryota, Metazoa, Chordata, Mammalia, Rodentia, Cricetidae.
ACGCGCCCCGCCGAGCGCCCGCCCGCCGGGGGCCUGAGCGCUGGGGCGCGUGCGCGAGCGGUGCAGCACCGGCCGCGGGAGCAGGGAGUAUUAUGGGCUGUGGGUGCCUCUGAGCAAGAUGGAGCUGUCUGCAGUGGGCGAGCGGGUCUUCGCGGCCGAAUCCAUCAUCAAACGCCGGAUCCGCAAGGGACGUAUCGAGUACCUGGUGAAAUGGAAGGGGUGGGCAAUCAAGUACAGCACUUGGGAACCAGAGGAGAACAUUCUGGAUUCGAGGCUCAUCGCAGCCUUCGAGCAGAAGGAAAGGGAACGUGAGCUGUAUGGGCCCAAGAAGAGAGGACCCAAACCCAAAACUUUCCUCCUAAAGGCCCGGGCCCAGGCCGAGGCCCUUCGCAUCAGUGAUGUGCAUUUUUCCGUCAAACCGAGCGCCAGCGCCUCCUCACCCAAGCUACACUCCAGUGCCGCGGUGCACCGGCUAAAGAAAGACAUCCGCCGCUGCCACCGCAUGUCCCGCCGCCCCCUGCCACGACCAGAUCCACAAGGGGGCAGCCCUGGCCUGCGCCCACCCAUCUCUCCCUUUUCUGAGACCGUGCGCAUCAUCAACCGCAAGGUGAAGCCUCGGGAGCCCAAGCGGAACCGCAUCAUCCUGAAUCUGAAGGUGAUUGACAAGGGUCCGGGAGGAGGCAGCACUGCACAGGGUGCAGGGGCGCUUGCCCGCCCCAAAGUCCCAUCGCGGAACCGGGUCAUUGGGAAGAGCAAGAAGUUCAGCGAAAGCAUGCUGCGCACCCAGAUCCGCCACAUGAAGUUUGGCUCCUUUGCGCUGUACAAGCCCCCGCCCGCCCCUCUGGCGCCCUCUACUGCGGGCAAAGCCGAAGUGGCCUCUGGUCCUGGGCUGCUCCUGGCCACCCCAGCAGCUGCCCCCUAUGAUGCACACAGCUCCAGCUCUUCCGGCUGCCCCUCACCCACACUGCAGUCCUCUGACCCAGACGAUGCACCACCCAAGCUACUCCCCGAGACCAUGAGCCGAUCUGCUCCCGACUGGCGAGAGCCAGAGGUGCUCGAUCUGUCCAUCCCUCCUGAGGCGGCUGUCACGGGCCAGAGGGCCCCUCCUGAUGUCACUGCGGCUGCGGGCCAGGCCCUCCACACAGCCCUGGAGCCCACAGGUGCCUGCUCCUCCGAGCCCGAGGCUGGGGACUGGCGCCCCGAGAUGUCGCCAUGCUCCAAUGUAGUCGUCACAGAUGUCACCAGCAACCUCCUGACCGUGACCAUCAAGGAAUUCUGCAGCCCUGAGGAUUUUGAGAAGGUGGCUGCUGGGGUGGCAGGUGCUGCAGGGGGUGGUGGUGGCACUGGGCCAAGCAAGUGAGGGGCUUCUUGGAGGAGGGAGGCUUUGGGGGGGUCUCCUUCCUGGAGUCAUACUUGUGCUCCCACCCUGUCCCUGCCCUUAGACCCGUCUGCCUGUGCUUUGCUUGCCUCAAAUGGCUCGGUGUUGACCCAGGGAUGGGGCUGGGUAGUCCUGCACAUGGGUAGGCCUCUGGUAGGGCACAGGAAGGAAGAAAUGCUCCCUGGUGUCCCCAGCUCUGUCCCUGAUUGUGCAGGUGGGGCCCAGUAGGUGGCUUCUGGGGAAGCCCAAGAACUUGGGGUUCACCUGUCCUACCCACACCCCACCCUGCCUCUCCUAGCUUGCUUCUUGCUCUGUGUGCAGUGUCUGGUCUCGGUGCUAUCUCAGCGGCUUCAGGGCCCCUAGGAGAUUCCACCUAGGGUGGGUACAGUUUCUUAGUGCCACCUGGGACCGAGUGAAGGAGAUGAGGCCAAAAUGGGCCCUCUCUCAACACUGCUGAGGGUGGCAGAAGCUGGGCCAGAGGUCUCCUCUGCUUGCCUACAUCAGGACCAGGCCCACACAGAUCUUGUGCCCCAAACACCCUGUGUCUAUCCAAACCCCUUUGAAGGUGGAGGGGCUGGCAGAUGUGGCACCUUGCCGCAGCCUCUGGGCAUCCUAAAGCCCCUCCGUUUUCUACCAAAGGUGCUGUGAGAACCUGCUGUGGAGACUUCUGGCUGUGCAUGCGUGUUUGCCCCUUGGCUUGUUCUCACGUGGAUCCUUGUGUGUGUUGGAUGCAGGGCUUCAGGCUUUCCCGCAACGCCCUUUAUGGUUCCUCAGAACAGGGUCUCUGAAAGCGUGGCCUCCCUUGCCUUAGCCAGGCCUGGCACAGUCCGGUCUGUGUGGUUUGUCGUGGAAGCCACAGGCCUCUCCUCCAAUUCCAGGUUCCUGGGGGACGUGGAACCCUCAGGCCUUUCUUGGGAUGGUCAGCUUGGGAGGCGGACUUUCACACUGCAGACAUAGCAUGGGGACUGUGAUGGGGAGGGCCCAGGUCCAGCCUCUCCUGUUGCAGAUGAUGGAGGAAGGAGACGCCCAGGGACCUCCCAGGGGUCUUGGGUUUCUCCCACCCCUCUGGUUUGCUUUUAGCUGCUGAGCUUCCUGGCAGUCUAGCCUGUGGGAAGACUUUGGGUGCCUUGGGCAGCUUCGGUUGCCCUCUGCUGCUAGGGAACCGAGGUGUCCUUGCCAAUGGCAGAGACCAAAGCCCCAGUUUCAGGGCAGGUCAGAGGGGAGAGGGCGGGUGCCUGUCCCCAGGCAGCACUAGGGCACCACAGCCUGGGGUGCACUUGAGUGUGGAGUGGUAUGUUCCUGUGUGUAGCCUGAGCUGGCUCCUGGUGUACACGGUCUCGGUCCAUGCUCAAAGCGUGGUAAGAGGCAGAACUAGCUGACCUGAGGACGAGUAUUCUGGUCUUAGCGGAAGACUUCUUCCUUCCCACCCCUGCCAAGGUCUGCAGCCCAGCCCCAGCCCUCCUGGCCCCAGGGUAUGAAACAGGGGUCCUCACAGGGUUUGAAGGGGCCACAGUCCAGGUCCCAGCUUGUCCUGUGUUAACCCCAUACCGUCCAAGUGCCAAUUGGCUUUUUCCCCAAAUAAGGGCUGGUAUUUCACCUCUGUCCCCAGAGGCGAUUUCCCCCUCCCCUUUCCCCAGGUGAGCCACCACCUGGGUGCCAGUUACAGGUGUUUGCAGAGACCAUAGAAAUGUGUUUUCCUGAGAGUCUGUGUCAUUUGUGACCUUUUUUUUGUAAAGAAGUUGUGUUUUCAGAGGUGAUUUUAUGACAGGAAAGUGAAAGAGUUAGUUUUGCAAAAAAUGAAAAAAAAGGAAAAAAAUUUUUAAAAAGUUAAAAAAAAACAAAGAAAAGAAAAAAUAGAAAAAAAAAUUAUUGUGAGAUUCCUAAGAGUGUGGAGCGAAGGGAGACCAUAGUAACGCAGCGAUUGCACAGGUGAGGUGGCAGUGUUGGGGUAAGGUGGAGGCCCAAGCUAGCUGGUGGGGCCCCCAGGGUUGAAGGCACCAUGGACAUGGCCAUGGCUGCCCUCCUGGCAGCAGGCAGGGCACAUCUUCUUUGGUGACCUAGGAACAGACUUCCACUCCAGUUCUUGUUUGAAAGGAAGGGUGAUAGCCAGUCCCCAGGGAACCAGCAGGAAGCUCAGGGGACGGGUAGGUAGCAGUUGUGGGAUUUCUUGGGGACUAGAUUCACUGUGCUGAAUUUUCUCCAGCUUGCUGGGACACGUGGUUCCCAGUAGCUCCACAGUCUCCCUAAAGACCCAGAACCUCGAGUUGCCCUGGUUGGGAAAGGGAUACAGGCUGGGGAAGCCGCUGAUGGGGUCACCCCCUCUGUGCAUGCUCUGAGCUCAUGCACAAGGCCUCAAGGUGCGUGGAUGCGGGGAGGCACAGGGCUGCUGGAGAGCAGGACCCCUCUUCCCUCUGCCAGACAGCCUGGAGUGAGGCCUAGAGCUCCCCACACACCCCUGCACAGCCUGCCCCACCCGCCUACUGCAGGCCCCUCCUCCCUUGCUGCUUUUUGUUUUCCUGAUUACCAAGCAGAAGUUGCAGUCCUGUUUGCUUUAUUUUUGUAUGUGAAAUGCCCCCUCCCCCGAUGGUCAUGCCCUGUAAAUGCUCCCUUCCCACCCACUUGUCAGGAAAUGAGAGUAGGCGCGUCCCCAGGGUCUUGGGUUUUGAGAUGGAAGGUUGGGCCCCAUCCCUGUUUAACCGGUCGGGCAGUGCAGCAAGGCCUCCGCACAAGCACUCUGGGGCCUCCAGCUGCCCACAGCCCCUAAAGGAGCAAAGUGAGCCUCCUUCCUCUGGUCAAGCCUCGCUUGCUCCAGUGGGAGGGGUGGAAUGGGAGGCGUUGUCUCUUUCAGAGGAGGCUAAGCCACUUGGCUGGAGUAAGGGAGGGCUUAGAGCCCAGGCCACCCUGGCCUUUGACGGGAAAGAUGGGGACUUCCUCAGCUGGAGAGUGGACCUGGCAGAAACCGGGUCAGUCAAGGAUGUGGGCUUAGGCCAACCCUCAGGCCUCUGGGACCUGAGAGGCCACACCCCUUUCCCUUUUCUGGUUUGUUUGGUUGGCUUUUUUUUUUUUUUUCCCCUUUGUUUUGUUUUGCACUUCAAUGGAAGGUGGAACCCAGUCUGGUCAGCUCUUCCUUGGGUUCCUGUGCACUAAGGCUAAGGUGGCCUCUCGGGGGCUUCUGUGGUUCAAAGAAUCACUUUUUAAAGGAAAAGAGAGAAUUUAAGGGUUUUAGUUUUCUGUCUGCUUCUCUUCUUAGUUCAAAAAGCCCAGAGUGGGGUUUCCACACCCCUUCUGACAGCCACCACCGAGAAGAGGCAGCUGGUUAGGUGGGGGCUCAGGACUCCACUGCCCAGCCUAUAGGUCCCUCCGCCCUUAAAGGACUCCACUCCCACUGUAUGUAGAGCAUCAGCCAGGUGAUGGAGCCAGGGGGCUGGAGAGGCCAGGUGGAAGGAGUCAAAUGCUGGGCAUUUGUGCCAAGGGCUGAAGCAGGCAUCUUUUUGUUGGUUUUAACUUAAAAACACAAAGGCCUAAAGAAAUAUGUAUCUUAUAAUUUUGUUUUAAUUUUUAAGAAGCUCAUUUGAUGAACUGCACGAAUGGAUUCUAUAUAUAUAUAUAUAAUAUACGUACAUAGCUCUAUAUUUGGGGACGGGCACUGUCUCUUUUCUCUUGCGUUUUAAGGAUGACGUGUCUUUGCCUUUGUCUGUGGUUCAACCAUCCAGCUCCCAGCUGGCUAAACUUUGCCUCCAGUGGUUCAUGGCAAGAAUAUGGUAAAGCUGGCCGAUGGACGAAGGGGUGGGGCCCCAGUCUGCCCUGCCCCUUGGGGAGGACUUCCGGUGGGGAAGGUAGCUUCUUUUGGAUGUGGUGUUCGGUAGAUUCUGGGCCAGGGGAGGGCGGGCUCGUGCUGAUCACUCUGUCUCGUUCGUUUCGUUCUGCUGCUCUUCAAUAUUGUAUCGAUGCCAGGAAAAGGGGGUGAGGCCUCUUUCACCCCCAAAUAAAUUGUCACAUUCCGA